Hylaeus anthracinus is the source of this 1590-nucleotide messenger RNA. It is a transcript of the gene Alg3, whose product is annotated as lethal(2)neighbour of Tid protein. Gene Ontology annotation, cellular component: endoplasmic reticulum. The transcript has a single exon. The record is from RefSeq and is a predicted model, not a curated record. Gene Ontology annotation, molecular function: dol-P-Man:Man(5)GlcNAc(2)-PP-Dol alpha-1,3-mannosyltransferase activity. The coding region runs from base 36 to 1355 and encodes 439 amino acids. NCBI's taxonomy places the organism in Eukaryota, Metazoa, Arthropoda, Insecta, Hymenoptera, Colletidae.
AUAAAAGUAAUAAAUAAAAUUAUGAAAGAUAGCACAUGUGCAAUAUGGCGCCGCGCAGAGAAUUUCGAUCGAACCUUAAUUCGGCGAAAUCAUCAAAGAAAAGCGCCAAGAAUUGGUACGAAAAUUAUUUAGAAUGGGGGAAAAUUACUUCUUUAUUCACCGAUCCAAGGAAACUAUUCCUAAUUGGAAGAGUGUUUAUUAUUCUGGAAAUAAUCUUAAACAUAUUGGUUAUCGAACGAGUGCCAUACACAGAAAUUGACUGGAAAGCAUAUAUGCAAGAAGUCGAAGGCUUCUUGAACGGAACGUUGGACUAUUCGAAAUUGAGAGGUGACACUGGACCAUUAGUCUACCCUGCGGGAUUUGUUUAUAUAUUUUCCGCACUAUACUACAUCACGGGACACGGAGCAGAGAUAAAAAUAGCUCAAUACUUCUUUGCAAUUCUCUACAUAAUACUACUUCUAUUAGUUUUCCGAAUUUAUGCGAAAACUAAGAAAGUUCCGCCUUAUGUUUUGAUUAUUAUGUGUUGUACGUCUUAUAGGAUCCAUUCUAUAUUUACUUUGAGGCUUUUCAAUGACCCAGUUGCAAUGGUAAUGUUAUUUGCAAGUCUUAAUGCAUUUUUGGAUGACCGGUGGUAUCUAGGAAGUAUUCUCUAUAGCUUAGCUGUGUCCAUAAAAAUGAACAUUUUGUUAUUUGCACCUGCACUUCUUAUAGCUUAUUUAUAUAAUCUAGGUUUACUUAAAACUAUAGCACAUCUAUUUGUGUGCGCUACAAUUCAGUUAAUAUUAGGUCUACCUUUUAUACUCAAUAAUGCCCUUUCAUACAUUAAAGGUGCUUUUAAUUUUGGGAGAGUUUUUGAAUUCAAGUGGACUGUAAAUUGGAGAUUUCUGCCAGAGCAUGUUUUUGUUCAUCCAUACUUCCAUGCAUCGUUAUUAUUGCUGCAUAUAUUGACUUUACUUUAUUGUGCAUCAAGGUGGAUACAGUAUAUGAAAUCAUAUGCAAAACUAAAGCAUUUAGAGAAAAGCUUACAGCCUCAGUUAAAAAAGAAAGAGAAAGUAGAUAUGUCUACAAUGAGUCAAUUGUUUAUUCUUCCUAUGUUUGCUGCUAAUUUCAUUGGUAUUACAUUUAGCAGAUCAUUGCAUUAUCAAUUUUAUGUAUGGUACUACCACACAUUACCUUAUAUUGCAUGGUGUACAGAGUAUAAGACUGUUUUAAAAUUGACUAUUUUAGGCAUAAUAGAAUUAUGUUGGAACACUUACCCAAGCACAAUUUUCAGUAGUGUUUCAUUACAUAUAUGCCAUUUAAUUUUGUUAUUUGGACUUAUUAAAGACAAAUCUAUCUAUGGAAAAGAAAAAUAAAAAUGUUUAUAUGACGUAAUGUCUACUUUUCCCUUUCCUCCAUAAUGAAAUUGUAUAACUGGAAUGUUUUACUAUAUUUCUGAUUUAUACCUUAUAGAGUUAUUUUUCUACUUUACUGGAGAAAAAUAUGGAAGAACAAAGACGUUAUUGUUGAAUUCUAAAUAAAGUUAAAUUUUUGUGUAAAAGAUACCAAUAAUGUAUUAUAAUAAUGUAACUAUAUAUAUUUAAAAUAUAA